This is a messenger RNA of Exophiala bonariae, 843 nucleotides long. RefSeq lists its product as uncharacterized. The record is from RefSeq and is a predicted model, not a curated record. The transcript has a single exon. The coding region runs from base 1 to 843 and encodes 280 amino acids. Lineage: Eukaryota; Fungi; Ascomycota; Eurotiomycetes; Chaetothyriales; Herpotrichiellaceae. Gene Ontology annotation, molecular function: oxidoreductase activity.
AUGACUGAACUACAGAUAACAUCCACGCUUGCACUAAAAUCCGGGCACCAGAUCCCGAUCCUGGGCUUCGGCACAUGCGCGAGCGCGACAUGUACUCAAUCAGCGGUUGCAGCGAUCAGGAACUCAUACAUCCACCUUGACACGGCACAGAUAUACCAAAACGAGGCUGAGACGGGCGCCGCCAUCGCCGAGAGCCAGAUGGAGCAUUCGAAGCUCUUCGUGUGCUCCAAGCUAUGGGAAGACAUGUACACGCGCGAGGGGGCGCUGGCGGGCGUCGAGGGCAGUCUGAAGAAACUCGGCCUGCAGAGCAUCGACCUGUAUCUCCUGCACACGCCGCGGCCGGGGCGCCGGGCGCGCACGCAGGCGUGGCUCGGCCUGCAGGAUGCGGUGGAGAAGGGGCUCGUCAGGAGUAUCGGCGUGUCCAACUGGGCGCCCAAGCAUAUCGAGCAGUUGAUCGCCGAGGACGGCGUAUAUAUCCAUCCCGCGGUCGAUCAGGUGGAGCUGCAUCCUUGGAACCAGCAGAGGGAGAUCGUCGAGUACUGCCGUUCCAAGAAUGUCGUCGUCGUGGCAUAUUCACCGCUUACGCAGGGUCAACGGUUGAAUGACGAGACGAUUGUGAAAUUGGCUCGGAAGUAUGGUAAGACGCCGGCGCAGAUUGUCUUGCGCUGGGGCAUACAGAAAGGCUUUGUGGUGAUACCGAAGAGUGAUAAGGAGGCAAGAAUCAUCGAGAACAAGCAGAUUUUUGGUUGGGAAAUCUCGAAUGAAGACAUUGCCACGAUUAAUUCGUUGGACGAAGGACAGAAAGCAAAUCUGGGAGAGUGGGACCCUCAUGCUUGGGAUUGA